ACCGCAACUCGAGAUAUGAUUGAUUUUAUUUUAUUACAAAAGAUUGAAAAAUAAAUUGAGGAAGAUGUUGUAUCUUUAUGGAAUCUGGAUCUGCCAAUCAUUUGACAGCCACGAGCAAACGAUUCUUAAUCUCCCUCAGCAAAUGGGAAGCUAAGUAAUCAAAAAUUUGUUCUUUCUUGUUCUAUCUCUGUUCUCUAAUUAUCUCUGUUCUUCGGUAAAGUUAAGCACAAAAGCUUCCAAAAGCUGUUUUUUUCAUGGUUUUGUAAGAAUAUAAAAUAGAGAUAGAAAGAUGUAUAUGAUAGAGAGUAAAGGAGGAGCAAUAGCUUGUAUGCUCUUGGCUCUACUCUUUUUAGGGACAUGGCCAGCGAUCAUGACUUUAACCGAAAGACGCGGUCGACUUCCUCAACACACUUAUCUUGACUACACACUCACAAAUCUGUUAGCUGCAGUGAUCAUAGCGUUGACACUAGGAGAAAUAGGUCCAAGCAGACCCAAUUUCAUCACACAGCUUUCUCAAGAUAAUUGGCAGUCAGUGAUGUUUGCAAUGGCUGGAGGAAUUGUUCUUAGCCUUGGAAACUUAGCAACACAAUAUGCUUGGGCUUAUGUUGGUUUAUCAGUUACUGAAGUCAUCACAGCGAGUAUCACCGUUGUUAUUGGUACAACUUUGAACUAUUUCUUGGAUGAUAGAAUCAACAGAGCUGAGGUCCUUUUCCCGGGAGUCGCUUGUUUUUUGAUCGCUGUUUGUUUCGGCUCAGCUGUUCAUAAAUCAAAUGCAGCUGAUAACAAAUCCAAACUCCAAGAUUUCAAAAGUCUAGAGACUGCUUCUUCCUUCGAAAUGGAAACAGUUUCUGGAAGCAACGGGUUAACGAAAGGGAAAGCGAAAGAAGGGACUGCAGCAUUUCUGAUAGAGAUUGAGAAACAAAGAGCCAUAAAGGUCUUUGGGAAAAGCACAAUAAUCGGAUUGGCCAUAACUUUCUUUGCCGGUAUCUGUUUUUCUUUGUUCUCACCAGCAUUUAACUUAGCUACAAAUGAUCAAUGGCACACUUUGAAACAUGGAGUUCCAAAACUUAAUGUGUACACCGCCUUCUUCUACUUCUCAGUCUCCGCAUUUGUGAUUGCUCUUAUACUAAACAUUAGAUUUCUCUAUUGGCCUAUACUUGGUCUCCCAAGAUCUUCUUUCAAGGCUUACUUAAAUGACUGGAACGGGCGAGACUGGUCUUUCUUGGCUGGAUUUCUCUGUGGAUUUGGUAAUGGUCUUCAGUUCAUGGGCGGUCAAGCCGCAGGUUAUGCAGCUGCAGACGCGGUUCAGGCCCUUCCACUUGUGAGCACAUUUUGGGGGAUAUUGUUGUUUGGAGAAUACAGGAGAUCAUCGAGAAGAACAUAUACACUUCUCAUCAGUAUGCUUCUCAUGUUCAUAGUAGCUGUUGCGGUUCUUAUGGCCUCAUCAGGACAUAGAAAAUGACUUGAAAAGGAAAUUGACAGAAACGUCUACAAGCGAAACUGCUAAAAGGAUGACAACUUUAGUUCAUAAAAUUGUAAGAAACCAACGAUAGAUCAGCUUUUGAAGUGGUUCUUGAGUGAGUAACUUCACUAAUGGUUGCAAAAUGUUCUCAAGUCUUUGUUUAUAUUUUAACCAAAGUUAUUUGAAUAUAAUCUAUGAUUUCGUAGCAACUAUUGGUUG
Molecule: messenger RNA, 1681 nt
Organism: Capsella rubella
Lineage: Eukaryota; Viridiplantae; Streptophyta; Magnoliopsida; Brassicales; Brassicaceae
Product: ureide permease 1
Exons: 7
Coding region: 290-1462 (390 amino acids)
Biological process (GO): nitrogen compound transport
Cellular component (GO): membrane
Molecular function (GO): uracil:monoatomic cation symporter activity; allantoin:proton symporter activity
Source: RefSeq, a predicted model, not a curated record